AUGGAGUCGUCGGCGUCGCUUCAAGGUGUGAACACCGCCGCUGGCCAGCUGACUCUUCCGCAGCAAGAGAGGGGUAAGAAGCCAAGGGUGGCCGAAAAGGAGGGCGGGGGCCAGCUGGUCCCCACCGAAACCUUGUUUCGAACCACACCGUGCAGUCAGGGCCUUAGGGCUCGAACGGUGGAGAUCUUGGACAGGGCAUACGGGCUGAAGGUGUCAGACGAGAAUCUGGAUGAAUUGUGCUACAACAGGUAUGUGCAGCGCGCGCAGGAAAUCAUGUGCCGGGAAGCCAGCGAGCCGGGUUUUCCUUUGGUUGGAGGAAACCCCUUUUCAUCAAAAAAGGCUAACGAGCCGGCCGUCUCCGGCCAGCGCGUCGCGGCCAAGAUUCCCAAGGGAAAGGAGCCCGUAACACAUUAUGUACUCGAGUCAGCUGAAGUGCCAGCACCCCACAUCAACCUUAUCAUCGUGAGCGACGACGACGACGAGGAGGAGGAGGAGGCUAACAAGGUCGCCGCUGAGACCAACAAAUCCUCCGUGAACAUCGUGGAUCCUCGUGCGGCAGCAGCUGUGGCGAUUGCGCCAGUCCUUCCUGCUGCGACUUCUGCGCCGUCUCCAAUUACCCCGGCGGCCGGGAUGCCUAUGGCCUUUGCAACAGAUUCGGCUACCCGUGCUACUUAUGGCCAUGGCAAUGGCGCCGCCGGCGUCUGCGCACGUGGGAUCAAAAGGCCACACGCUCAUGAUGCAACCUUUGCACCGGCUCCGGGCGCGGGGGCGCCAGUGGCCUUUGCACCAGCUCUGGCUACCCCUGCUGCUUCCGAUCAUGGGAACAUGGGCAGGAUGGCCCAGGAACUGCAGGACAUCGAGGCCGUAUCCGCCUCCAUGGCCCGGACCCAGACGAUAUAUCGCCGCUCGGUGAGCGCCAGGUCGAACCUGCCACGGUGGGGGUGUCAGAGCCUUCGAACCCCCACGACCCGCUCGGCUCCUGCACAUUGCGGUUUGCUGAUGAAACGCAACACGACGGGGCCAGCCCCUGCCUAUGCUGGUUCCUCAUACCGUGCCCCUGCGGCUAACAUAAGCAGCUCCGCUCCCGGUUCUUCAUCCCGUGCCCCUCCUGCUAAAAUCACCAGCUUCGCUCCGGGCUCCUCAUUCCGUGCCCUUCCUGCUAACAUCAGCAGCUCCGCCCCUCCUGCUAACAUCAGCAGCUUCGCUCAGGGCUCCUCAUCCCGUGCCCCUCCUGCUAAAAUCACCAGCUUCCCUCUGGGCUUCUCAUCCCGUGCCCCUCCUGCUAAAAUCAUCAGCUCUGCUCCGGACUCCUCAUUCCAUGCCCUUCCUGCUAACGUCACCAGCUUCGCCCCUCUUGCUAACAUCAGCAGCUCCUCUCCGGGCUUCUCAUUCCGUGCCCUUCCUGCUAACAUCAGCAGCUCCGCUCCGGGCUCCUCAUCCCGUGCUCCUCCUGCUAAAAUCACCAGCUCUGCUCUGGGCUCCUCGUCCCGUGCCCCUCCUGUUAAAAUCACCAGCUCCGCUCCGGGCUCCUCAUCCCGUGCCCCUCUUGCUAAAAUCACCAGCUCCGCCCCGGGCUCCUUAUUCUUUGCCCUUCCUGCUAACAUCAACAGCUCUGCCCCUCCUGCUAACAUCAGCAACUCCGCUCCGGGCUCCUCAUCCCGUGCCCCUCAUGCUAAAAUCACCAGCUCUGCUCUGGGCUCCUCAUCCCGUGCCCCUCCUGCUAAAAUCAGCAGCUCCGCUCCGGGCUCCUCAUUCCGUGCCCUUCCUGCUAACAUCAGCAGCUCCGCUCCAAGCUCCUCAUCCUGUGCCUCUCCUGUUAACAUCAGCAGCUCCGCUCCGGGCAUGGCUACGCCGGAGCAAGGGAACGGGAAUCGUGGCUUCAUCCGCCUCUUCGGCGUCAACAUUGCCCAGCAGGAGUAGGCGAUACUUCUGCAAGCGCUACCGGAGGCUUGCAGCUCAGCAUGCUAGUCCCUUAGCUCGCUCAUGAUUUCCCGCUGCUGAUUCUCAGUCAGUGCGGCAAAAUAGUAUCUUUGCUUCCGUUAUUUACUUUCGAGAUGAUUACAUUGGUUCAGAUUUUACAUAGUUCGUUCAUACUAGAGCUUUUAGCCUGUAUGUAGGCUUUCCAGAUUUAUCGGUUUUAUGAACUAUUUCAAGUUUGAUUCUAGGGUUCAUACCAGAGCUUGUAGCCUUGUAGGCGUUCCAGAUCAACCAGUUGUAUGAAUCACUUCGGUUUAGAUUCUAGAGUUCAUACAGGAGCCUGUAGCCUUUUGGCUUUCCAGAUGUAAUCAGGUGUAUGAAUUAUCUCAUGGAAUAAAGUUAUAAGAGUUGUUUGAAUAACGUAU
This is a messenger RNA of Triticum aestivum (bread wheat), 2342 nucleotides long. Its product is annotated as mucin-5AC-like. The transcript has 2 exons. NCBI's taxonomy places the organism in Eukaryota, Viridiplantae, Streptophyta, Magnoliopsida, Poales, Poaceae. The record is from RefSeq and is a predicted model, not a curated record. The coding region runs from base 1 to 1920 and encodes 639 amino acids.